AUGGCAUCACAUUGGCAACAAUAUAUUGAAAGUAAUAUUGUAAAAUCUAGGUUUUUUACUCAUGGAGCAAUACACGGACUGAAUGGAGCUAAAUGGGCACAAUCAGAUGGAUUGGAAAUUACUAAAAAACAAGUGAAGGAAUUGUUAAAGAUUUUACAAGAUGAAAAGUUGUCAUCACCACGAUUGAUUAAUAGUUUGGUUUCGAAUUCACAAGCACUUACUAAUGUAUCAGAGAAAUCUUCCAUCUUUUCAAAUUCAGGUGAUUUAUCAUUAGUGGUGGAAAAUGAUGAAUUGAAACGAAAAUUAUCAAAUCUGUCACAGAUCAGUACAUCACUGGGUAAUGUGGGAUUGGAAAUUAAUUUCAAUGGAAAUCAAAUGUUUAGAGUUGUAAAUGUUGACAAGUAUUGUGCCUUAUUAGCUUGUUGGAAUUUUGGAGAUUCGGAUAAUGCUUCGUCAAUUCCAUUUUGUAAAGUAUUUAAUGUAGAAAAGGGAGAGUUCUUAAUACCUCCAACUCAUGUAUUUUAUUGUGUAACCACUAGUAUGUGUAUUCUGAUAGGUUUGGUGAAUAAUUCAUGUGUAUUACCAGAAGAUCAUCAUAAUAAUCAAGCCAUAGAAUUGACAAAUUUUGAUGUGGCUAUGAAAACAUUGGACAAGUUUGCAGAUUACUUAUUGGAAUCUGGGUACUAA
Naegleria gruberi is the source of this 687-nucleotide messenger RNA. RefSeq lists its product as uncharacterized. The transcript has 2 exons. The record is from RefSeq and is a predicted model, not a curated record. The coding region runs from base 1 to 687 and encodes 228 amino acids. Gene Ontology annotation, molecular function: actin binding. Lineage: Eukaryota; Heterolobosea; Eutetramitea; Acrasida; Naegleriidae.